GACCCCCUCAGUACGCUGGCAGCCGUCGACGGGGACGCACGCACCUCCUUCUCCUCCUCCGUGUGUGAGUGUACCGCUCUACCGUAAACUGCCUUGUAAACACCAAGUCUUGGGGAUCCCCCGUGAGUGUCUAGUUUACUCCACAAGUUUACACCGGAACAGUUUACCCAAAACCACCCGACCAGAGAGGAAUGGAAUACACUGUUGCCAACGACAGAGAAAAUAGUGGUGAGGCGCGUGUGAUCGGUGAGUUGAUCACUGGGCGUGACGGCGUCAACUACGCUCUUGGUGGAGAGUCCUGGAAAUGUGCCUUCGCUCCGGACGAGUCUCGUUUUGCCUGGUCUUGCGGGUUUAGGAAGGUCAUCAUCCUCCCAUGGAAUAGAUACAAGAAUUGCCUGUGGGGACAGAACAGACAACAAUCUGAGCAGAAUGCAGAUAAAGAAGGCUAUGAAGUGUUUGCUGAGAAAGUGAGCAUCGAUGCCGGAUUCCCAGUUACUAGUUUAGCCUUUGGCACUGGCACUCCCGAACAGGAUUUGGUUCCUGUGAAGAGAGAGUACUGGACACGAUUUGACUUCUCAAAGGAUCUGAUCCUUGCAACAGGUCACAACAAUGGCCGGAUCAGAAUCUGGGACCCAUACACAGGAAAGUUACUAUUGGAGCUGACAGACCACAUGAAACCUGUGACGGACCUUGCCUUUGCUCCAGAUGGCUCCCUUAGGCUGGUCUCGGCCUCCAAGGAUUGGACCAUUAAGGUGUGGGACAUGUCUGAUGACGGCAACAUGUUUAAGACCCUGAGGGAGCACCCAGGACCCAUUAGAAGCCUGUGUUGGUCUCCUGAUGGGAAGUACCUGUGUUCCACUGGAGACAAGCAAAAGGUGCUUCUGUGGGACAUGGACACAUACAGUUUACAACGGAGAUUUUCUGGCCAUUACAAUAAUGUGCUCUCCUGUGCCUUUUCCCCUGAUGGUGCUAUGCUGGCAACGGCUUCCUGCGACACUAGAGUUAUCGUGUGGGACACAAGCAGUGGUGAACAGUUAAGAAUCCUUAACCACAUGAAUCCUCCCCCUGGCGUGAUCUACAUGUCGGGGGAGAACAACUCCGUUGUCCGGGGAGUAACCUUCUCUCCAAAUGGCUGCCAUGUAGCCACCAUAUGCAGUGACGGGUUUGUACGCUUCUGGAACCUGAUGUGUGAAGAGGAUGAGCCAGAGAGCAUGGGGUCUGCGUUGGCGGGUGACUCUAUGCUUAAUUGUUCCUUCUCCCCAGUUGGUGGAGCAGUCUCUGUUGGGCAUGCAUCUGGAAGCGUGGUGUUCUUCCUCGCCCCAACAAUGGUUCCCUCACUGCUUCACUUGUCUCGCAUGUGCGUGCGACGCUCUUUGGGAGACAUUACAGCUAGGGACGAUGUCCUCUUACCUCACACCCUCAAGCCCUACCUUCAGUACAAGCAGUGGUGAUUAAGUUGUCUCUUGGUGCUUAUUGUUUACACUCGAAUACAGUGGUGACAAUGGCACAUGAUUCGUAAUUCCUAAUUUAUUGAAAAUUUAUGAGCGGUCCAUUUUUUAUGACAGGGUUCCUAGACUGAAUGAUUUGACUGUUCUUUAUAAUCAGAUCAUAUGUUAGUCUUCAUUGUCCAUAAACCACUUUAGUGGAAGAGUUUUAUUAUCUCUAGAUUAUUUUCAUAAUGCAAUUUGUUUUGCAGAAACAUAUAAAAUGAUAGUUUAUCACAUUACUUCAGUGUUUAUACUUUUGUCCAUCUCCUCUUGUCAUGUGUGUACAUAAUAGAGCAGCCCUAAUAUGACACUUUUAGAGACGCAAAGUGGUGACUGCGUCACUGGCACAAACAUGCAGAAUUCUUUAGCAAAUGUUUUGAGGGUUGCUGUUGGAUAUUCCAGCAAUAUAUGGUAGAGAGGCAGUUGAUAAAGGAAAUGUUUCAGAAGACUUCUGCAUUCACUCAUUCAUUUACAGUAGAGGGAAGGGUCACAUUAGUCACUUGCUCAUUUUCCAAUGGUUCAUUUAAGGCAGAUCCAUAUCAGGAUGUCAAUUCCUAUUUUCUAUUCACUUGCAUAAAGAAAUUCUACAUGUAACCAAAUAAUUUGUAUUUUAUGGAUCUUUAUUUUCAAAGUACAUUUAAACUUCCAUGAAUUUUUAAAUAAAAUAAAGUUCAGUUUUUACUAUUAAAAAGAUUGUAAUCCUGUCUUUGCUGUUAUAAAUGUAGAAAUACACCCUCCUGAACUACAUUUACCUAAAGUGACUUAUGGCUCGUAAUAAACAGGUGCAAUUUAAGGUACCUUUUUAAAUGUAUUUAACGCAUUUUGAAACUAUAGGAGCUGUCCAGAGCUUUACACGUACAUACACGGUAAUAUUUUUUGUGAAGAGGUCCUACGGAGCUUAGACCUUUGUCAUGCACUGACACUUUGAUUCAUCUUUCAGUUAAGUUUGAAGUACUUGCUCACAUUCCUUAAAGGAGGAAAUUGUUAUUUGUUUUGUUUAGUGAUAAGUUUAUCAUGUGCUCGCCAAACACACGACGUUGCUACGACGUUCGAACGAGUUUAACACCUAACAAUUGUAACAACCAAUAUAGCAAGUUGUAACAACGUUCUGAUACGUCAUAAAAACGUUGUAAUAAAGUUGUUACAUCUUGUUAUAAGUUGUAACAAGAGACUCAGAGGGACCGUUAUGUUGUGUGUUUGCAGGGUGUACUGUGUGCUGGUGGUCUGAGCCUUGUCACUUGGGGUUAAGGCUAUGAUAUUUUUUGCUCUAAUUUUUGUGCAUAAGCCUAAUAAGUGAAAGCUUAAGCAAAAAAUAAAGCUUAGGCUAAAUAGUUAUCAGGCACUGCUGAUAUCCAUUAAAUGCAAACAUCACAAUCAGAUUUUCUUGGUUCUUGAAAAUGUGACUCAUGUGCAUUAACAAAUACUGCAUAAAGCAAUUUUAGCUUGCAGGUGGCAAGGGCAAGGCCCAGCAUGUCGUGCACAGUGAUCAAUAAAUGUAGAUAUUUUGUUAUAGGUUUUUAAACUUCCAUUAUUAUUUUAGUUAAUUAAAACUAACUUAUUUGGAGGCAAGCUAUUGUCAUUCGCUUAAAUAUACUAGUUACGAAUGCUCAUGUAAAACACAUGGCAUUAAUGAUGAGAUAGUCUGUUAUGUGUGUUCAUGUAAGACAUAUGGCAGUAAUGAUUAUACCAUCUAUUGUGCGCACAUGUUCAUGGAAGACAUACAUCAGUAAUGACAAUCCUGUCUGUUGUGUGCACAUGUUCAUGAUCUCUGUUAAUGCUUGAAAGUUCUAUUAUCUGAAAUUGCAUCGGCAACGUAGAACUGGGAGAAAUACUAUGAGUAUCUACAUUCAGCAACCAACUGAGGUUUGGUCAAUAUACAACAAGUUUUGAGGUAAUUUAAACAAAAUAUAUGCAAAAUAAAUAAAUAAAUAUAUAUAUAUAUAUAUAUAUAUAUAUAUAUAUAUAUAUAUAUAUAUAUAUAUAUAUAUAUAUAUAUAAUAAUUAUUCCAUUUUAACACUAGGAUAUACAUUGGAUAGAAAUGCCAUUUUUAAGAUAAUUGUGAAUAUUAGCUAGGAUUUUUUUGCCAUAUGUUGUAUGAUAAUAAUUAUGACUUUUGUACAGCAAAACAAUUUUGGUAAUAAAUUCCAUCUUUACAA
Procambarus clarkii (red swamp crayfish) is the source of this 3644-nucleotide messenger RNA. Lineage: Eukaryota; Metazoa; Arthropoda; Malacostraca; Decapoda; Cambaridae. The record is from RefSeq and is a predicted model, not a curated record.